Messenger RNA from Arabis nemorensis, 2259 nucleotides. Lineage: Eukaryota; Viridiplantae; Streptophyta; Magnoliopsida; Brassicales; Brassicaceae. The record is from the annotation of a GenBank genome assembly.
AUGAAGUUUGGGAAAGAGUUUGUUGCGCAGAUGAUUCCAGAAUGGCAACAAGCUUACAUGGAUUAUGCUUGUCUCAAAACCAUUCUACAAGAAAUCCAAACUUCACGGAAAAGAUCAGGGGGAUCAGCAGGCGCCUUGAGACGCAAGCAAGUACCCGGCCGCAACUUCAGCGGUUUGACAAAGCGGUACAGCCGCACCGCUUCGGCUCAGGAUCUCGAAAACCAAGACAUUAUGGUGAACGAAACGACUGGUGAGGAUGGGUUUGAGAGAUACGAGACGACAAUCAUGAGAAUUUCGGAAGCAGGAAGAGAGUCAGAGCUUGUGUUCUUUAAAACCCUAGAUCUAGAAUUCGAUAAAGUAAACCGUUUUUACCGGUCUAAAGUGGAGGAAAUGGUGAAAGAGGCAGUGGUUUUGAACAAACAAAUGGAUGUUCUGAUUGCUUUCAGAAUCAAAGUAGAUCAACCUUCCUCUUCUUGGAGCUGCACUGAAACAGUAUCAGUCGAUGUGAAUGCCUUGGAUUCUACGGAACACAGGAAGACAUUAGCUGAAGAAAUGGGAAUCAAAUUAGAGGAAAAAAAUCGAUCCAGCGGUGGAGAUUCAACGAACGAAAGUGUACCAGAGGCGUCAAGUGUUCUUGACCGUAUCAGAUUAAACAAAACUAAGGAAAGUCCUAUUUCCACAAUUAGAAACUUCCUCAAGCUCUCUAACCAUGAAGAGCUCAAAUUCACAAGAGAGAAUCUCAAGAAGAUAGAAGAAAGGCUUGAGAUUGCCUUCAUCGAGUUUUAUCGCAAGCUUCGACAUCUCAAGAAUUACAGCUACUUGAACACCUUGGCGAUUUCAAAGAUCAUGAAGAAGUAUGAUAAGAUUGCUUCAAGAAGUGCAUUAAAACCAUACAUGGAGAUGGUAGAUAAGUCCUACCUCACUAGCUCUGAUGAGAUCAACAAGCUUAGGAUGAGAGUUGAGUCUAAUUUUGUCGAGCAUUUCGCCAACUCGAAUCGAAGCAAAGGAAUGAAUCUUUUAAGACCUAAAGUGAAGAAAGAAAAACAUCGAAUAACAUUUUCCACUGGCUUUUUCGUCGGCUGCACAGUCUCUCUGGUGAUUGCUCUUUGCUUAUUCACACAUGCUCGUAAUAUAAUAGGCGCAAACGGACAUAAACUCUACAUGGUGACAAUGUUCCCUCUUUACAGCUUUUUUGGAUUUGUGGUUCUGCACAUGAUCAUGUAUGCAUCAAACAUAUACUUUUGGAAGCGAUAUCGAGUGAAUUACUCGUUUAUAUUCGGAUUCAAAGAAGGAACAGAGCUUGGCUACAGACAUGUUUUGCUUCUAAGCUUUGGUCUCGGCACGCUUGCUCUUUGCGCUGUUCUAGUAAACCUUGACAUGGAGAUGGAUCCUAACACUAAUGACUACAAGGCCGUCACUGAACUCCUUCCCCUUUUUAUUAUAGCUCUAGUGGUAGCUAUUUCUGUCUGUCCUUUCAACAUUUUUUAUCGGUCAAGCCGCUUCUUCUUCCUCAUGGUUUUAUUUCGCUGCAUCGCUGCACCUCUCUAUGCGGUUAACCUUCCAGAUUUUUUCUUAGCAGACCAAUUGACAAGCCAGGUUCAAGCACUGAGGAGUUUGGAGUUCUACAUCUGUUACUAUGGUUGGGGUGACUUCAAGCUGAGACAGAACACUUGCAGAUCAAGCCAUGUAUACAACACAUUCUACUUUAUCGUCGCUGUGAUUCCUUACUGGUUGCGUUUCCUUCAGUGUGUUCGAAGGUUUUUUGAAGGGAAAGAUUCAAGCCAGGGCUACAAUGCUCUAAAGUAUUUAUUGACCAUUGUCGCUGUGUGCUUGAGAACAGCUUAUAGCCUUAACAGAGGAAACAUCUGGAAAAUCACUGCCUGGAUUUUCUCGGCGUUGGCAACUUUUUACGGCACAUAUUGGGACAUUGUUUUUGACUGGGGAUUGCUUCACAGACCAUCUAAAGGUUGGUUGAGAGAGAAGCUUCUUGUUCCUAACAAAGCCGUCUACUACGUUGCAAUGGUCUUAAACAUUGUGUUGCGGCUGGCGUGGUUGCAGACAGUGCUGGAUUUUAAUAUCUCGUUCCUACAUCGAGAAACUAUGAUUGCUCUUCUUGCUGGUCUAGAGAUUAUACGUCGUGGUAUCUGGAAUUUCUUCAGGUUAGAGAACGAGCAUUUGAACAACGUGGGAAAGUUCAGAGCAUUCAAAUCAGUUCCGUUACCAUUCAACUAUGAUGAAGAGGAUAGUCAAGAUAGUUAG